AUGUCCGCCGACGACGACGGCGAGGACGACUACAUGUCCAUGGUCAUCGAGGAGCCACGGACCAAAGAAACCUUUUCGCAGCGAAAACUCCGUCUGCAGCGCGAGUCAGAAGCAAAAGCCCGUGUCCCCUCAAAGGCCGAGCGCGCCGCCGCCGAAGAAGCCCGGCGCGAGCAUGCCCUAGCCUCUAGUGUGCUGGACCCGGCCAAUAAGGGCUACAAGAUGAUGCUCAAGCUGGGCUUUUCGCCAGGCGACUCGCUCGGCAAGAAGGAGACUGCCUCUACUUCUCAGGCGGGGAGUCGCGUGACCGACACUACUACUACUUCUGCCCAAACUGCUAGCAAGACUCCUACUGAUGAUGAUGAUGAUGAUGCUACUGCUGCUGCUGCUGCUGCUGCGUCAGACUGGGUCCAGUCGCGCGCAGAACCCUUACGACUAGUCGUCAAAGAAGACCGCGGCGGUAUCGGCCUCGACAGCGAGAAAAAGCGCAAGUUCCGCGCCGACGUGGCCGGCGUGUCGAAAAAGAGCAAAGCCGAAGAAGGCGAGUAUCGCGAGCGCAUGCGACUGGAGAGAGAAGAGCGCAGGAUUGAAGCGCAAGUGCAUGCUGCGCAGAAAGUCGCGGAGAAGCUGGAUGCCGAUACCACACAAUCUGCUGAUGCAACGCAAUCGGGGAAGAAGACGACAUCGAGUAUCAACGUGCUCUACCGCGGUCUUGUCCGGGAGCGCGAAGAACGCGAGCGUGACAGACUGGUGCGUCAGACGCUGGAAACGUCUCUCCCGUCGUCGUUUUUCCCCAUGCCUCGACUGCCAGGGACGCGCAAGGAAGAAUACGAAGACGAGGUAAACGACGACGACGACGAUGGAAGAGAAGAAGAUGACGGAAACACACAGCACUCCUUCUUCGAUCAAGACCAAGACACUGAAGACCCCGAGCUCGACGAGUUCAACGCGCUGGCCGCGGGCGAAAAACUGCAGCGACUAGUCCUGUUUCUGCGCGAGAAACAUUGGUACUGCUUCUGGUGCAAGAGUCACUACGAGGACAGCGGGCUGGAGGGGUGUCCGGGCAUUACAGAGGAGGAUCACGACUAA
Messenger RNA from Talaromyces rugulosus, 1086 nucleotides. RefSeq lists its product as uncharacterized. The transcript is spliced from 2 exons. Gene Ontology annotation, molecular function: nucleic acid binding. Gene Ontology annotation, cellular component: kinetochore. The coding region runs from base 1 to 1086 and encodes 361 amino acids. NCBI's taxonomy places the organism in Eukaryota, Fungi, Ascomycota, Eurotiomycetes, Eurotiales, Trichocomaceae. The record is from RefSeq and is a predicted model, not a curated record.